This is a messenger RNA of Durusdinium trenchii, 1485 nucleotides long. NCBI's taxonomy places the organism in Eukaryota, Dinophyceae, Suessiales, Symbiodiniaceae. The record is from the annotation of a GenBank genome assembly.
AUGCGUUUCCUCGGGACGGUGGACACGGGCGCCGGCAACGGCGAGGCCGUGUACCGAAACUGCUUGAAUGGCCUGAAGCUGGUGGCUGCAGAGGACAUUGAUGUGCAGAAAGGCCGCAUCUAUUGGAGCAGCAAAGUGGAUCUUCCGAGUCUAAAAGCUUUGAAUUGCUUUGAGAAGAUCUUUCUCAUUACGUAUCAGGGCACCGACUGGCCCAUUCCGCACGGCGGUGGAUGGGACGACGCCUUGGACUUCUGGGAAACUGUGUGUGGCCGCGUGACCUCCUUUCGCGUCAGCUGUAAGAAGUCCUCCUCUUCGGCAAGUUCGUCGAGCUCCUUGGAUCUCGAGCGCUCCUUGGGAUCAGUCCUGCAAGACCACUUUGCUUGGCCCUUGCAGCUGCGCUCGCCCCACUUGGAAGUCUGGCUCUUCGUGACGGAGGACUGCCAUACCGCGGGCCUGUUGCUGCUGCGGCAAGCGCAAGCGCGACCGGUCUACACCUCGUCGACCGGUUUACAUCCCAACGUGGCCUGGGCCAUGGUGACCGCCGCUGCGAUUCAGUCCGGCGAGGUGGUCUUAGAUCCCAUGUGUGGAACAGGCAUGCUGUUGACCGAAGCUUCGGAUCGCAAUGCCCUGCUCAUCGGCUCUGACAUUUCCCCAGAGAUGCUCACCCGAGCUGCGCGGCAUUUCCAAUCGCUGCGCCGCACGGCGCCGUCCAACGGCGGCGCCUUGCUGCAGGCAGAUGUGAGGCAUUUGCCCCUGCCCGAUGGAUCGGUGGACGUGGUUCUGUGUGAUCUUCCCUUCGGACGGCAGUUUGGCACCCUGGAGGAGAAUCAGACGCUCUACCCGGCUGCCCUCCGUGAGCUUCACCGGGUCGCUGACCCCUGGCACGGCCGCUGUGUGCUGCUGUCCUCUGAGGUCAAUGCGGUUUUGCUGCGGCAGUCGGCAGAAGCAGCUGGAUGGAAGAUGCAGGAAGAACUCACGUGGAAGCUGGGAAACAAGCUGCCUGCAGUGGUCAUGAUCCUCACAGCGCAAAGCGCGAGUGCGCCACAUGGGGAUCUGAGUGCCUUCAGCUCGAAAGGAGGUCGCUUUGCAGUGCAGCGGAAGCAGCAGAGCCCGGAGCUGGUGAUGACCCGGACGAAAGGGCCACUGGAGGGCUACAGCAAGGAAGUCUAUCUCAUGGUCCUGAUGAACGGUUUACUUGGCCUAGCCAAUCCUCGCAUGACUCGGGAUGCCAAGAUCAUCCAGAGCUUGGCGACACUGUCGGUGGCCGUGGUGCUUUCCGCGUGGCAACUCCGCUUCAGUCCCGGAACCGGCUUCUGGCGCAGCUGCCUGCUCUCUGCCUCAGCGCUAGGUUUGUACUAUGGAGAUCAGUCCACCUUGUACAGCCGCGACCACGAGGUCUUUGGCGCUUGGCCAUCGUGGCUCAACUGGACUCUUCAUCGCGGCUCCUCCCGUUCUUCGCGCGAGGAACUUCCCAAGAUGGUGUGA